CCUGAUUGUUCUGUUCUGUUCUCCAAUUUGAUUUCAAUGGAGAAUGUCGAUUCAAUCUACAACUGGUAUUGGUUGCUAAAAUUUUUUAUUUCGAGAUGGAUGCUUCGAUCUAAAGUUGGUAGUGUGCAGAUGAUGUCAACUAGUUUUACCCAAACGAACAGCUCAGUUACAAGGGGUUCAUCUUUUACCGAGAUUAUACGCCUUUACUAUUAUCUUAGUCAAAAAAAAAAAGGGCCCGUGAUUUCAAUCGGACAUCAAACUACUGAAAGAUGGGCUGGGAAACUAGGAAUAAAUACAUUGAUGCAGAAACACUCAACCUCUUGAGCCACGGCCACGCUGCAGUGGGGUUGUCAGCUGCUACUUUUGUUCGCCGUGAGCAGCGCCUGCACGGCUGCCAUUGUCCGGUUCCAAGCCCCAUCAACAAGGCACCUUUCAGAAAGAAAGGCAUCAAUGUGAUUGCAAGGCUCUUUCUUGCAAUCACCAUUGCUGAAGCACAAGACCACCCAAAUCCCUCAUUCCUACCAGAGCGAGCGAGGCUACGGCGAUAUUGCUGAGACUCGUUUGUCAAGCGCCAGCCUUUGAGACUUGUUUGUCUUCUCCACCGCACCCAGCAACUGUGCUUCCCUGUGUCCUGCGAUGGCGGAGCUAAUGGCCACCAUGGUGGUCGGCCCACUGCUGUCCAUGGUGAAGGAGAAGGCCUCCAGCUACCUCCUGCAGCAGUACAAGGUGAUGGAGGGCAUGGAGGAGCAGCACGAGAUCCUCAAACGCAAGCUGCCGGCCAUCCUCGACGUCAUUGCCGACGCCGAGGAGCAGGCGGCGAAGCACAGGGAAGGGGUGAAAGCAUGGCUCGAGGUGCUCCGGAAGGUGGCCUACCAGGCGAACGAUGUCUUCGACGAGUUCGAGUACGAGGCACUGCGUCGCAGAGCCAAGGCCAAGGGUCAGUACAAGAAGCUCGGCAGCAUGGAUGUAAUAAAGCUCAUUCCUACUCACAACCGUAUUGUGUUUCGUUACAGGAUGGGCAACAAGCUCAGGAUGGUUCUGAAUGCAAUUGAGGUCCUAAUCACAGAGAUGAAUGCCUUUAGGUUUGAAUUCCGACCCGAGCCGCCGAUGUCAUCCAUGAAAUGGAGGAAGACAGAUUCUAAAAUCUCCCAACUUUAUGAGGACAUUGCUGCUGAAUCAAGAAAGGAAGACAAGCAGGCGAUUGUCAAUAGAUUGCUUGCUCAAGCCAGCAAUGGGGAUCUCACUGUUCUUCCCAUAGUAGGAAUGGGGGGGUUGGGUAAGACCACCUUGGCGCAGCUCAUUUACAACGACCCUGAAAUCCAGAAGCAUUUUCAGUUGCUGCUGUGGGUGUGUGUCUCUGACAACUUCGAUGUGGAUUCGCUGGCUAAAAGCAUAGUUGAAGCAGCUGGCAAAGGGAAGAAUGAACUUAAAGAAGUUGUCAGUGGGCAUAGGUAUCUCCUCGUAUUGGAUGAUGUCUGGAACCGUGAGGCUAGUAAGUGGGAAGCCCUCAAGUCCUACCUUCGACAUGGUGCCAGCGGUAGCUCAGUUUUGACAACCACUCGUGAUCAAGAAGUUGCUCAACUAAUGGCUACAACUGAAAAACCUUAUGAUCUCAAGAGCUUGAAUGAUAAGUUCAUAAAGGAAAUUAUUCAGAGAAGUGCUUUCAGUUCAGAACAAGAAAAAAGACGUCCUGAGCUACUCGAAAUGGUUGGUGAUAUUGCCAAGAGAUGUUCUGGUUCUCCAUUAGCUGCAACAGCAUUGGGCUCUACACUGAGGACGAAGACCACCAAGAAAGAAUGGGAGGCUGUACUAAGUAGCAGCACAAUUUGUGGUGAGGAAAAUGGAAUCUUACCAAUACUCAAGCUCAGUUUCAAUUGCUUGCCACCAUAUAUGCGGCAGUGCUUUGCUUUCUGUGCUAUUUUUCCCAAGGAUUAUGAGAUUGACGUGGAAAUGCUGAUCCAGUUAUGGAUGGCCAAUGGUUUUAUCCCAGAGCAUCAAGGAGAGUGCCCUGAAAUCACUGGUAAAAGAAUUUUCAAGGAUUUGGAGUCAAGGUCAUUUUUUCAGGAUGUGAAAGGAAUCCCAUUCGAGUUCCAUGAUAUAAAUGACUCCAGGGUUACUUGUAAGAUCCACGACCUUAUGCAUGAUGUUGCACAGUCUUCCAUGGGAAAAGAAUGCGUUGCUAUAUCUAGAAAAUUUAGUAAAAGUGAGGAUUUUCCUAAUUCAGCUCGCCAUUUAUUUUUGUCGAGUUGUUUACCAGAAGAUGCUCUGAACGCUUCCCUGGAGAAAGUAUGUCCAGGUAUCCAAACAUUGAUAUGUUCCCGACAAUAUGAAAAAGACAUAUCUGUAAAUGGAGAUUUGCAGAGGUCAGUGAGAGCACUAAAGAUUGAGGGUGGUUUACUGCUGAAACCAAAAUAUCUUCGUCACCUAAGGUAUCUCGAUCUCUCAAACACUAAAAUUGAAGCACUUCCUGAAGACAUAAGCAUCCUAUAUCAUCUGCAAACAUUGAACCUUUGUGAUUGUUUCUAUCUUUGUCAACUUCCAAAGGGAAUGAAGUACAUGACCACCCUCCGUCACCUGUACACUGACGGAUGUGUCGGAUUAAAAAGCAUGCCUCCGGAUCUCGGACACCUCACUUGCCUACAGACGCUUACAUAUUUUGUAGCCAGUGCUAGCUCUGGCUGCAGUGAUUUGAGCGAACUGGGGCAGUUGGACCUUGGUGGUCAACUACAUCUAACACAACUAGAAAAUGUGACAAGAGCAUCUGCAAAAGCAGCAAAUCUCGGAAAGAAGGAAAAACUGACCAAAUUGACAUUACGAUGGACUUAUCAGGAGUACAAGGAGGCACAAAGUAAUAAGCAUAAAGAGGUAUUGGAAGGUCUCACGCCUCACGAGGGGAUCAAAGUUCUGACGAUAGACGGCUGUGGGAGCAGUAUAUGUCCAGCUUGGAUGAAUACUAAGCUGCAGCACAUGGUGGAUCUUCGGUUAUAUUCUUGCAACAAUCUCGCGAAGCUUCCUCCACUGUGGCAUCUACCAGCUCUAGAAGUUCUUUGCCUUGAUGAACUGGGUGGUUUAAAUUGCUUGCUCAGCAAUGACACACGCACACCCAUCACAUUUCACAGAUUGAAGGAGCUUAAAUUGUUGAAUAUGCCAAAUUUUGAGACAUGGUGGGACAUAAAUGAGGUACAGGGAGAAGAGCUGGUAUUUCCUCGGGUUGAAAAUUUGCGUAUCACAUCUUGUCGCAUGCUAACUGCAUUGCCAAAAGCGUCAAAUGCAAUUUCAGAUUCGUCUGGCGGAGUUAGCACUGUGUGUCGUUCUGCAUUUCCAGCAUUGAAGACAAUGGAAUUAAAUGGUUUGGAUAUCUUUGAUGGAUGGGAGGCAGUUGAUGGAACUCCGAGCAAGGAGGUAACAUUUCCUCAGCUUGACGAAUUAGUAAUCUUGUGGUGCCCACAGUUGAGUACUCUACCUGAAGCACCAAUGCUAAAUGAGUUAAAUAUAUAUGAAGGCAACCAACAAAUAUCCCUACAGGCAGCUGGCAGAUAUAUUACUUCAUUGUCCAGUCUCGUUCUGGAAUUAUCAACUGAUGACACAAAGACAGAAUUGGUGGACACACAAAAUUCGAGUGAACUGGUGCAUGAGAAGGAGAAAUGGAAUCAUAAAUCUCCCCUGGAAAUUAUAUACUUAAGGGGGUGCAACCUUUUAUUCUCUCACCCAACUGCACUGGCUCUGUGGACAUGUUUUGUACGGCUACUAGAUCUGAAAAUUGACGGAGUCGAUGUAAUUGUCCACUGGCCAGAAAAGGUGUUCCAAGACUUGGUUUCCUUGAGGAAGUUAGGUAUUCGUAGAUGCAGUAAUCUGACAGGACACACGGAAGCUUGUGAGCAAUCUACACCAGCACCAAGUGAACUCCUGCCACGUUUGGAGUCCCUAGAGAUAACCGAUUGUGAAUCUUUUGUAGAGGUCCCCCGCUUACCAGCGUCUCUCAAGCAAUUACUAAUUAGGGGAUGCGGUGGCCUGGAAUCCGUCAUAUUCAGUCAGCAGCGGGAGUCGACGAGCUUGGUGAGUGCGGAAAGUGGGGCACGGCCAUCGUUAGUAUCAGAGCCCAGCAGCGAUGCCGUCGAUCGCGUCCUUCCAUGCCUGGAAUCUCUAGAAAUACAGCGGUGCAGUCGUCUGGAGGUUCUCCAUCUUCCUCCGUCCAUCAAGACAUUGGAAAUUUGGGAGUGUGGAAGUCUCCAGUCCCUCUCAGGAAAGCUGGAUGCUGUUCAAAAAUUAAGUAUAGAAUCAUGCAAGAGCUUGAAAUCACUGGAAUCUUGCUUUGGAGAGGUCCCGUCACUACAACACCUCCAACUUUAUAAUUGCAAAAGCCUGGUAUCCUUGCCAGAGGGGCCUCAAGCAUACUCGUCUCUUAAAAUUUUUAAAUUUGCUUCCUGCCCGGGUAUAAAGUUGCUUCCACCCAGCCUGCAGCAACAUCUGGAUGACAUCGAGGUGAAAUUCGUAGAUGCCUGCUACAAAGAACCAGAACCGGAACCAGAACUGGAACUAGAGGCUCUUCAUCGUCAAUCUGCAAUCGGUAGACUGCUGUGCCUAAAGUAGCUGAUUCAGGACCAGAUGAAAGUUGUCAUCAUGGAUCGUUGCCAGGUUGCAAGUGAUGCGUUAUUAAUUGUGCUCCGUGGUACAAUGCCUACCCUUUCUCUUUCUCAAGAUAAACUCUGUUUACAAGGAUGAUGCCGAUCCAAGACCUUGACAGAACAGAUAGGACAACAGACUGCAAGAUGAAGAACAACAGAUAGGACUCCAGGCUCCACUAUGUUUUUUAUUUUCUUGUGAGCUGUCAUGUGUUUGAUUUCGUUUGUUCUCCAGCAUAGGAAAAGCGGUUCAUGGUGUAUUCCUCCUAUUUUUGAUUGACUGCAGAGUGUAUUUGUGAUUGAUCAACGAUCCAACAUAUUAUCCCUGUUCGUCAAGUUGUUUCAUGAAGCUUCUUGAGUUCUUGAUAUGCACUGGAAGUAUUGAACGGCACUUCUUGUAGGUGUCAGAUGACCCUGCAAGUUUUUCGGGUUGCCAAAACCUUGUGCAGAGAUCUCGCGAGUACUAUAUUUAUAAGCCUGUUUAUAUUUACGUUUUGCAGCAACGUUUUCUCCCGGUAGGAAUUGAUCAAUUGAACUGUCGUUACACAGGUUGAAAGAUUUUGGAGUGCAUAUGUUUGCUCUCGACAAAACCGUUCACCUAUGCACGAAAAGAAAAAAAAAAAACUCGGUGUUGUUCAACACUCGAAAGAUCCCAAUCCCUCU
Messenger RNA from Oryza brachyantha (malo sina), 5285 nucleotides. Its product is annotated as putative disease resistance protein RGA3. The coding region runs from base 637 to 4590 and encodes 1317 amino acids. Lineage: Eukaryota; Viridiplantae; Streptophyta; Magnoliopsida; Poales; Poaceae. The transcript has 3 exons. Gene Ontology annotation, molecular function: ADP binding. The record is from RefSeq and is a predicted model, not a curated record. Gene Ontology annotation, biological process: defense response to other organism.